AUGCAUCUUUCCAAGUUCUUGAUCACGGCCAUCUUUGCGGCCCCGUACGUUGCGGCCCUCGCCGUGCCCGUCCAGGACGCCUACAACGGCGACAUCGAGGCCCGCUACGCCGAGCCUGAGGCACUCCCCAUCGCCGCUGUCGAUGUCGACGCCGCCGAGGUGACCGGCAUUGACGUUGACGCCGACGUAACCGACAAGGGCAAGGGCAAGAAGGGCAAGAAGGGCAAGGGAAAGAAGGGUAAGGGCAAGGCUAAGGGCAAGGCUAAGGGCAAGGGCAAAGCUAAAGGCAAGGGAAAGGCCAAGGGAAAGGGAAAGGCGAAGGGGAAGGGUCCCGCUAAGCCUCCCGCCAAGGGCAAGGGAAAGGCCAAGGGCAAGGGCAAGGGCCCCAAGGAGGAGGGUGAGGCUGCCGAGUAA
Podospora anserina S mat+ is the source of this 414-nucleotide messenger RNA. RefSeq lists its product as uncharacterized. NCBI's taxonomy places the organism in Eukaryota, Fungi, Ascomycota, Sordariomycetes, Sordariales, Podosporaceae. The record is from RefSeq and is a predicted model, not a curated record. The transcript has a single exon. The coding region runs from base 1 to 414 and encodes 137 amino acids.